AACAAUUUUCUAAAAAAAUAGAGAUAUCUGGAAAAAAGCUGGAAUUGUCAAGGAAUUUUUUUCCAGGAUUCUAAUAGAAACCCUGUCUCAGAGCACAACACGCACAAAAAGUUGGCGCUUCAUUGAAUGGACACCCAUGUCAAUUUCAGUGUGAAAUUUUACUCGAACCGAGACACAACGAUGCUGAAUAAUUUUUCUCUUCUCAUUCUGAAUCUUGCAUUAUAUUUCUCUUUUAAAUAACACUAAAAACGGAUUUUUUUAAGUUAAUGUAAAAUUUAAUGAACAUUAGAAAAUGUUAAUAAUGAGUUCUGUGUACUUAAGUGUGAAAGUUUGUUUUUAUUUAAUCGUGGUUGAUAUAUUAUCAAAUGUUGUGAUUGGGGCUCCUCAUUCUUCUAGUUCGACAAAAGCCGUUUCAGAAAGUGAGUCUGUUGAAGAUGUAGAAGACAGGUCGACAGAAGAUAUUCCAGUACCCAAAAUUUCGAGGAAAGAACUUUACGAAAUACUACAAAAACGUCAAUUUUUCCAGGAUAUCUUCUCUGCUCACUUGGCCCCUUUAAAAUUUGAAUUUGGUCACGUUUGUGAAAAUCCAACUGAGUGGGAGCAACGUUUCGAACAGAAGGACUUCAAAAAAAAUCGUCAUCAAGGCAAAAUCUUAUGGGGUAAUGUCAAUGGAAAUUAUGGAGAACACUAUUGGGAUCUGGCUUCCGGAAGAUAAUAUUAAUAAAAAAAGUAUUAUAAUAAAGUAAGAUUAAU
Molecule: messenger RNA, 753 nt
Organism: Belonocnema kinseyi
Lineage: Eukaryota; Metazoa; Arthropoda; Insecta; Hymenoptera; Cynipidae
Exons: 5
Coding region: 293-715 (140 amino acids)
Source: RefSeq, a predicted model, not a curated record